AUGGAGUACGGUUUCAAAUCGGCCCCCGAGCCAAAGCAUGUUGACCGCAAGCUGCUUUACACAAACUUGGAAGAGCGCAUCAAGUACCUGCAUGCCUUCCUCGACUUCGGCCCUGCCGACAUCGAGGCAUUGAUCAGCGGCACAAAAUACAUCAAACAAUUGAUCCCAGCAGUAGUCAACCUGGUAUAUAAGAAGCUUCUCGAGUGCGACAUCACAUCACGAGCCUUCCACACACGAAACACAGUCGACGAGACCGAGCCGGAAGAAGACUACCUCGACGAAGAAGCACCCCAGAUCAAGCGACGCAAGAUGUUCCUCCGGUGGUACCUCACACGUCUUUGCCAAGACCCAACGACAAUGGAUUUCUGGCGAUACCUGAACAAGGUCGGCAUGAUGCACAGCGGUCAAGUCCGACGAUCCCCCCUGAACAUCGAAUACAUCCACCUAGGCGCUUGCAUGGGCUACAUCCAAGACAUCUGGAUCGAAGCGAUGAUGUCACACCCACACCUCUCACUCCGACGGAAGAUCGCCCUCGUGCGCGCCGUCAACAAGAUCCUUUGGAUCCAGAAUGAUCUCUUCGCUCGGUACCAUUGCAGCGACGGAGAAGAGUAUGCGGAUGAAAUGUCAUUGAUGAGUUUCGAUGACCAGGAAGGAUACAUCGGUGACAAGCGCAUUCUUGGCAGUAGCUCCAAUAGCUCUGUUGAUGACGACCGGUCUAGUAUUUCUAGUGGGGUUGCGCCUUCCACUCAUAGUGCGGCCCCAUCCACGAAGACAAGUACCUCGGCUGCGGCGUCUGCUUCGAAGACUUCGGUGUGUCCUUUUGCUGAUAUGGCUAAGCCGUCAUCGACUGAGACGAAGAUUUGGGCAAAUUAG
Molecule: messenger RNA, 873 nt
Organism: Penicillium antarcticum
Lineage: Eukaryota; Fungi; Ascomycota; Eurotiomycetes; Eurotiales; Aspergillaceae
Product: protoglobin family protein
Exons: 3
Coding region: 1-873 (290 amino acids)
Molecular function (GO): oxygen binding; heme binding
Source: RefSeq, a predicted model, not a curated record